GCACGUCUGGCCAACAGUCCAGCGCGAACAGUUCGGAAGGUUGGGUGCAAAGGAUUAUGGAGGAGAUCAAGAAUAUAUCUAUUGGCACUCCUGGACCGACCGGACACGACACGCAAACCUCUGGUUACAUGCACAGCUCCACUCCCACAAAGGCAGCCAAUAUCGGGACUCUGCCUACGAACGUAGGCACGUUUACAGUGCUUAACCGUCCCACCAUUCCAUCGACGGGCUACUCUUGUGGCACUGACUCCUUCUUGUCCCUACCCGAACACCAGCAACAAACGUCGCAGCAGCAGCCACCGCCUCAGCCGCCACACGGUUUGUCGCAAACUUGGCCGCACCCACAACAGACUUGGACGCAUUCUCAACAAGGUGGAUAUCAGUCAAAUCAGGCUUGGCCUCAGCCGCAAACGAGUGGGCCGCAACCAAGUGCGCCUCAACCACAUCAGGAUGCACCGAACACGCAUCGGAGUGGACCAGAACAGGCUUGGCCUCAGCCACAGCAAGUUGACCAUCAGCCACAACCAGGUCGGUCGCAACAGCUUGCGCCGCAGCCGACACAGGCUUGGCAGCAGUCACAACCAGGUGGACAGCAACAGGUUGCGCCGCAGCGUCAACAGGCUUGGCCGCAGCCACAACUAGGAAGAUCGCAACAGAGUGCGCCGCAGCCUCAACAGACAUGGUCGCAACCACCACAAGGAGGACAACAACAGGGACCACAGCAGCCGCAGCCUCAACAGGUUCAACCGCAACCGCAACAGGCUUGGUCGCAGCGGCAACAGGCUUGGCCUCAACCACAACCGGCUUGGCAGCAGCCGCAACCGAAUUGGCCGCAGCCACAACAAGGUUGGCCUCAGCCACAACAGGUUUGGCCUCAGCAUCAACAGGAUUGGCUGCAACAAGGACUGCAGCACAUGGGACAGACGCCUCAGGACUGGACUCCCCCCCAUGUCCAACACCGCAGCAGUUACUGGCCAGACAGAUCAUGCCAAAGGAUUUACCUAAAUUUCAUGGAAACCCAGAGGAAUGGCCACUCUUCUUCACUGCGUUUACUAACUCCACCAACGCUUGCGGUUAUUCAAACGUGGAGAACAUGGCACGCCUUCAGCAGGCGGUGCAAGGAAGAGCUCUGGAACAGGUGAGGGGCCGGUUGCUUUACCCGACACUCGUGCCCCAGGUGAUGUCGACUUUGUAUAUGCUCUACGGAAGGCCAGAAUUGAUCAUCCAGACGCUACUGGACAAGGUGCGAGACUGCCCGUCGCCAAAGGCAGAGAAACUAGAAACCCUAAUAACCUUCGGCAUGACAGUUCAGAACCUAUGUGACCACAUAAUAGCCGCCGGUCACGUAGCACAUCUCUGCAACCCAGUCCUUCUGCGAGAGCUGGUGGAAAAGCUCCCAGCACAACAACGUCUGAACUGGGCUCUAUAUAAACAACAGUUUCCGGCAACCGACCUCAGCACAUUUGCUGCUUACAUGGCGAAACUCGUUGAAGCGGCGUCCGAGGUCACGGUCAUCACCGAUUCCAAACAGCCACGUUCGGGACGAACUGAACGCGGCGUAGAAAGGAGCUACGUAAACGUUCACUCAACCAGUGACUCGCCGACGAGAGAUGAACACCCCAAAAGAAGCACCGAAAAAGGAGACCGUGGACAUCAAAUGCUUAGCGUGCAACGCAACUAACCACAAGGUGAAAAACUGCGAGACGUUUCAAAAGUGGGAACUCAAUUUGCGCUGGAAGCUAGUUCAAGAUAACCACCUCUGUCGAACAUGCCUGGGCAAACACGGACGUCGCCCGUGUAAUUUAAGAACGCGAUGCGGUAUGGACGGAUGUCAGGAACGGCAUCAUGAACUACUACACCGCGAAACUCCAAAGGACCAAACGCCAUCACAGGAGGGACACAAUCGAGCCGGAGAAACGAAGAUCGCAGGAGAUGGGUUUAAUGCUCACCACGCUACAAAGAAGUCCACAUUGUUCCGAAUCCUACCAGUAACACUAACCUGGAUCUGUGAACACAUACGCAUUCCUUGACGACGGUUCCGACUUGACCCUAGUCGAACAAUCUAUCGCAGGACAACUGGGAAUCGACGACGGUGUUCCUACUCCUCUAUGUCUAUCUUGGACCAGCAACGUGACAAGACAAGAACCGAAGUCCCAACGCGUUCGUCUGGAGAUCUCCGGAGAAGGCAAGAAAGAGCGGUUUACUCAAGGGGGUUGACACUCGAUCAUUCUGGAAUAAUUCUGGGUUAAUUCUGGAAUGAACGGAAUGACGAUGAUGAUUCUAGCAAAAAUGAUGAAGUGCGGGUAAGAGUGUAACUGUCAUAAUAUUUAUCUUUCUAAACCAAAACAAGUUACGGUUCUCUGCAGCAUUGAGUAGGACCCGGUAGGACAACAGAACCGGCGGUUGUUCUGUACUGUUCCGGUGCCGUGCGACGUCCAGAGCAACGGCCAGAUUGGCCUUCACUGGAAUCUGACCGAGCUGCUGUUGGCCACUAGACGAGACAGCAUCUAAGUGGACCAGCUACGUACCGGCGAGGCCAACGUGCUAGUUAUUCCGGUGGAGGUCGAUACAGCGCAUCCAAGAUCAGGCUAGGAAGCGGCAGACGGAACUGAACCUGUUGGGGGACUUGUUUGGGCCGUAGAUAGCAAGGGAAGGGACUGAGGUGGCGGAGAUUCCUUGGACGAGUCGGAUGAGGAGUUCGCGAGGAGGCUGAUGCCGACGGGCAGAACUUUUUUUUGAUGAUUUGAAGACGUCAAAACGUGCUUGCCUUGCCGGCCGAGAUCGUCAUGAACAAAACCACCAAGAAGCAAACGUAAAUUCAGAUGCAGUCGCAGAAGAUUUCGGUACUGAACACCCCAUACAGUAACUUCGUGGACCAGUUACGCAAUGGCGAGGUCAACGUGCUGGUCGUUCGGGUGGAGAUUGAUCCUGCAACGCGUUGGGCCACACCGUUCUCGUCGUGCUGUUCAACAUUAUCGACCGAUUUCUAUCCAUACUGCUCGCACUCGGAGUGGCCAGUCAGGGGCAACCGACGAUGACCACCGAAAGAAUGCGAAAAUUGACACCUCGACCCGUACCAUCUGGACGUCGACGUCAGAUGGUACGGGGUCAAGAGCCACAACAUGGCGGAUAGUGUAAUGCAAUUUGGUGAUAUUGUGAAAUAAAGUAUAAUUAAAUUGAGUUAGUUUGAUUUUAACCAACUCGGUGACGUAACCGCCGCAUCAGUUAGUGGACAUCGCCCGCAAUCUAUCGGCUUGCACAAGGGCAUCCCAGUCCACUCGGCGGACCGACUGCAGGGUGGGGUUGCCAUUCGACGCACCAACGAUUUCCUCGCAAUCUCGUCGGAUGAUGAACUCGAAGUUUUUAUUCACAAAUUCUGGUCACGCACGCCGUGAUCCGAAAGGCUACGUCGGAGUAGUGGCAGUUGCAAGUGGUAAACUCGAAUCGGCCGUUCUGGUCUUAGCGAUGUUCUGGAUGAACGAACACGUCGUGGUUCCGGAAGUCCAAGCGCAAGCGCAUUCUCAAGCAGCUGCAUCCAGUUCGCCUCGUUCACUAUUAGAAACUGUAAUGCGAAAAAAAAUGUGUGUUGCACACGGUCAAAUGGGCCGCCACCGGCCCGGCAUCGCCACCACAAUGUGUGGCCGCGUCUGCAACCGUUGUACCACCAGUGGCUGAUCCGUCCUGCCGGUGACCACACAAACAGUCACCCCCAUCGGUUGACGGCCACCGAAAAUUGUUCCGCCAUCCAGUCACCGAAUAUCUCGUAGGCCAGCGCGAGGUCCACUCCAGGGUAUCUUGUACGCGUUGGAAAACGCCUCCGCAGGGACUUUUGCUUGCCACAAACGCCACGAACAAGGACACGGAAUUUUCAAUGUUUGAUAUUGGAAAGAUGUUUACUUUUCCAACAAGAGAAUGACAGUUUCAAAUUGCUAACACGCAAAAACAAAAUUAGGUAGAAACGGAAUUAUUAUGUUUAUGCCAGCAUCAUUCCAGAAUAAUUCUGGAAUGAACAGAAUGAUUCAAAUGAAAAUAUUCUAUGUGUCAACCCCCUUUGGUUUACUCUGAACGAUACGAGGACGGUAGCCAGCUUGGACCUGCCGAAGCAGACAAUGCGGUUCCCUGACCUCGCGCGAAAGUUCACCUAUCUACGAGGUCUGCCAGUCAGAAGCUACGAGGCAGCCACCCCUGGAAUCCUAAUCGGCUCUAACAACGCGGGACUCAUUGCCACGCUGAACCUGCGCGAAGGCGAACUUGGCGAUCCACUAGCCAGUAAAACACGACUGGGCUGGACUAUCUAUGGAUCUUCUUCAGACGGACAGAGAACGACCAACUUCACGCUACACGUCUGCAACUAUCAGGAGGACCAACAUGCUGACCAGGAAUUGCACGACCUCGUGAAACGCCACUUCACAGUCGAGAGCAUCGGCGUCUCAGCAGACAAGGGCCCUGAAUCCGAAGAAGACAAGCGUGCUCGCCUCAUCUUAAUGGAGACAACAAAACGUGUUGCGGAUGGGUUUGAGACCGGCCUUCUCUGGCGCCAUGACGAGACCAGGUUUCCAGACAGCUUCCCGAUGGCGAUGCGCCGCCUGGAGUGUUUCGAACGAAGAAUGAAAAAUGACCCCGAGCUGCAGGCAAGCGUUCAGCAGCAAAUCAAAGAGUACCUGGAGAGUAGUUAUAUUCACGAGGUGACGCCGGAGGAGAUUGAAAGCGCAAACCCUCACAAAAUCUGGUACCUCCCCCUGGGCGCUGUGCGGAACCCAAAGAAGCCAGGAAAAAUCCGACUAAUUUGGGAUGCAUCAGCUAAAGUCGGAAACGUCUCCCUGAACGCAAUGCUCCUCAAAGGACCUGACCUGCUCACCCCUCUGGCCUCGGUGUUGUGCGGCUUUCGAGAACGACCAGUAGCUGUUUGCGGUGACCUACGACAAAUGUUUCACCAGUUCAGAAUUCGGAGCGAGGAUGUACACAGCCAGCGAUUCCUCUAUCGGGAACACUUCACAGAACCCGUCAAGGUAUUCGCGAUGGAUGUAGGAAGCUUCGGUGCCACCUGCUCACCCUGUCAAGCCCAGUAUAUAAAAAAUCUGAAUGCCAGAGAGCACGAAAAGGAAUUCCCCGAAGCGGCCAAAGCGGUCAUAAACAAGCACUAUGUCGACGACUACCUUGAUAGUUUUGACACAGAAGCUGAAGCCAUCAAAGUCGCGCUGGAUGUCAAGGAACUGCACUCCCGCGGGGGAUUCGAAAUAAGAAAUUGGCACUCAAAUUCAGAAGCUCUUCUGGCACGGGUCGGGGAGCCCAAAAAGGUCUCCACGAGAGCCAUCAGCAUCGACUCGGAGAGCGAAGCAGAACGAGUUCUGGGGCUGUUGUGGCUGCCGGAAGAGGAUCUUCUAGCAUUUGCCACAGAGCUACAGCUAGACGGAAUUCCUCCAACAAAACGGAACAUCCUGCGUUGCGUUAUGAGCUUGUUCGACUCCCAAGGUUUGCUGUCCCACAUUACCAUUCAAGGGAGGAUGAUCAUCCAGGACACCUGGCGCGGCAAGACGAAUUGGGACGACGAAGUCAUCGAAACAAUACGCGUGCGGUGGCUCAGAUGGACACAGCUGUUUAAGAAGGUCGGAGGAAUUAGGCUAAACCGGGCGUACUUCCCAGGAUUCUCUGCAGCGGAGAUUGGCGCGGUUGAGCUACAUAUCUUCACCGAUGCGAGCGAGGAAGCUUACGCCUGUACUGCCUACUUCCGGGUCGUAAUCAACGGGAAAGUGUACGUCACGCUGGCGAUGGCUAAAGCUAAGGUUGCCCCGUUGAAAGCGUUGUCAGUACCACGUCUGGAGUUAAUGGGGGCUCUGCUGGGGGCACGGCUGGCUAAAGCUGUGAUGGAAUACCACUCCUUUCCUAUCUGUCGCCGGGUCUUUUGGACAGACUCAAAAACAACGCUCGCCUGGAUCCAGUCGGAACAUCGCCGGUAUCGACAAUUUGUGGCCUUCAGAGUAGGAGAGAUUUUGAGCAAGACUGAUGUCAUUGAAUGGAGAUACGUCCCAACUCUACUCAAUCCGGCUGACGAAGCAACCAAAUGGGGUAAGGGACCCAGCACUGACGUCAACUCAAGGUGGUUCAGCGGACCGGAAUUCCUCUAUCUACCAGAAACGGAAUGGCCGGCGCAAGUGUCGACAGAACUGGAUACGGACGAGGAGCUUCGGCCCUGUAUGGUUCACCGGGAGCAUCAAACGGAAGAUGUCUACGAAAUCAACCGCUUCUCCCGUUGGGAGCUUCUUCAAAGGACAGCAGCAUACGUUCACCGCUUCAUCGGGAACUGCAGGCGCAAAAUGCAAAACCAGCCUCUCGCAGCGGGGUGCUUGAAAGGAAGAGUUGCGGACAGCGGAGCGCAGCCUGUGGCGCACGGUGCAGCUGUCAGAAUAUCCGGACGAAGUUAUCGCUUUAAAACAAGGAGGAGCACGACCCAAGAAGACCAUCGAGAAGACAAGCCCCCUAUAUAAGCUGACACCAUACCUG
Messenger RNA from Culex quinquefasciatus (southern house mosquito), 6501 nucleotides. RefSeq lists its product as uncharacterized. The record is from RefSeq and is a predicted model, not a curated record. NCBI's taxonomy places the organism in Eukaryota, Metazoa, Arthropoda, Insecta, Diptera, Culicidae. The transcript has 2 exons. Bases 4110 to 6485 code for a protein of 791 amino acids.